AUGCCCGAGGCCACCCCAUUUCAUCUCACCGCGCUGGACCACCAGCUCCUCUCCAUGACCGACGAGGAGUACGUCCCUCACGACUGGGCGGAGCUGCGGGACAUCAUAAGACGGAAUGAUCUCGCGGCGCUGAAGCGGAAACCCUCCGAUUUGCGCCGCUAUCUGGCUUGGUCCGCCCAGACCAAGGCGGAGUAUGGCUCCAUCAUGAAUUAUAUAUGCCAACGCCGCCUGCGUUGGCCGUUGCCAGAUGCUCAGGGUAACGGCACUGGGCCUUCCUUCAAGAACCCCCGCCCCUUUGCUGACCCCGAGGACUAUCGUAUCUUGCGGAACGACUGGCCCUAUGGGCUAGCCCCAGGCAUCUCGCAUCUAGUAGUGUGGCUAAAGACUCCCAUCGCCGUGAAGUCGGAGGAAGGCCAUUUAACGGAUGAGUCUAGGGCGCUUAUUGAAGGGUUUGUGCAGUCUCAGUUUGUGGAUCGAUUGGCCCAGGAUAAGGCGGGCCGUUUCCCGGAUGCCAAGUCGCAGGUGCUCUGGUUUAAGAAUUGGGUCGGGCUGCAGAGUGUGCGGGCUCUGGAGCAUGUCCAUAUUCUCCUGCGCGAUGUCCCUGAUGAUAUUAUUACAGAAUGGACGCACGAGAGGACCAUUGUCCAAGAAGAGUCAUAA
Penicillium chermesinum is the source of this 660-nucleotide messenger RNA. Its product is annotated as GIG1 family protein. The transcript is spliced from 2 exons. Bases 1 to 660 code for a protein of 219 amino acids. The record is from RefSeq and is a predicted model, not a curated record. Lineage: Eukaryota; Fungi; Ascomycota; Eurotiomycetes; Eurotiales; Aspergillaceae. Gene Ontology annotation, cellular component: cytoplasm. Gene Ontology annotation, biological process: N-acetylglucosamine metabolic process.